Schistocerca piceifrons (Central American locust) is the source of this 3348-nucleotide messenger RNA. Its product is annotated as protein regulator of cytokinesis 1-like. Gene Ontology annotation, biological process: microtubule cytoskeleton organization; mitotic spindle midzone assembly. The record is from RefSeq and is a predicted model, not a curated record. Gene Ontology annotation, molecular function: microtubule binding. NCBI's taxonomy places the organism in Eukaryota, Metazoa, Arthropoda, Insecta, Orthoptera, Acrididae. Gene Ontology annotation, cellular component: mitotic spindle midzone; spindle; cytoplasm. Bases 110 to 1954 code for a protein of 614 amino acids. The transcript has 13 exons.
CCAAUAGGGAGUGGCGGCAGGUAUUUGAUUUUGAAAUUGGUGGCGUCGGCCUUCUCCUUGAUUGAAUCGAGUGUUUUUUUAUAACUGAGUGGUUGAGAGUUUAUGUUUUAUGAUGGAUGGUACCAAUUCUUUAGUGACAGCCAUAUCAAAUAGCGCCUUCCUCAAAAAUCUUAAGACGCUGUGGGCAGAAUGUGGGUUUAAUGCAGAGGAUGUUGCAAAGCGUGGUGAUGAGGUUAAGAAAGAAAUUGAGGAGUGCAUCCAGAAUAGUAUCCAGCAUAUUAUUUCUAGAGAGCAACAGAAGAAACAUGAGAUGCAUGAAAGGCUGAAUUCUUUAUUGCAUGAAGCUGACAAACUAAGUAAGGAACUUGAAGUUCAUUUUUAUCCUGCAUUAUAUGAUACGCUGCCUUUAUGUGAGGCUCUUACUAAGGUAGAGUGUGAAACAAGAAAACUUCAAGAGAAGAAGUGUGCACUCAUGAAAGAAAUAUUGGAGAUUUCAAAGCAGGAGGCAGAACUGUGUUCAAGUCUUGGAGAAGCUACAGAGAUUAAAGUAGAGGAUGCUCUACCAACAAGGGAUGAGAUAGCCAUUUUCAAUCAAAGACUUCGAGUUCUGCAGUCACGAAAGGCUACACUGUUCAGAGUAUUUCAGUGUAAGAAAUCAUCAAUUGUAUCAUCCCUGAGAGAACUGGGAAGUGAACCUUCUGAAGAUUUUGAAAGGAAAGUUGUGUGUGGAAAUGAUGAUGAAUUCAAACUUUCUGAAGAAAACAUGAGGAAACUGGAUGAGUUGGAGACAUAUUUUCAAAAGAAAGUUGUAGAGAGAAGGAAGUGUAUUAACGCUCUCUGGGAUAAGCUAAGAAAUCUCUGGGUGCGUCUUAAAGAGGAUGCAACAUAUCAAGGAGAUUUCUUACGUACCAACAAAGACAUUGGCAUUUCAACAAUGACAGCGCUAGAACAGGAAGUACGAAGAUGUGAAAUCAGGAGGAGGGAAAAUAUACCCCACUACAUAAAAGCUGUAAGAGAAGAAAUACAGGAGCUGUGGGAUAAAUGCUGCUUUGGAAGACGUCUGCGUUUAUCAUUCCUGGAAUUUUAUUCAGAAGGAAGUAGUGAAUCCUUACUUGAACGUUUGGAAGAGGAAGUCUCUACAUUACGAAAGUAUUAUAAUGAGAACAGGUGUCUCCUGGACCUUGCCAUGGAACAUAAAAAUCUCUGGGAAAAAUUUCUCUCACUUGAGGAAAAAUCUCAUGACAAGGAUAGGUUAUUCAAGAAUCGUGGAGGUGAGCUGCUGAAGGAGGAAAAGGAAAGAAAUCGCAUUCAAAAGGAGCUUCCAAAAAUUGAAAAUGAAAUAAAAAAACUAGUUAGAAAGUAUGUUGAGCAGCACAAUGAGCCAUUUUAUUUUUACGAUGAAGACAUUAAUGAAAAAAUAGAGACGCUAUGGACCAACUUGAAUGAAAGUCGGCAGAAGUACAAAUCUUCAUGGAAAAAACAGCCCUCAUCAAAAGAAAGUGGUGGAAUGAAACGAAAAUUGGAUUUUGAAAGUACAUCAUCACACAAGAAACAGCAGUUCGCAUACCGGCCAAAACCACAUGAAUUAGUGCCCCAGAGAGACUGUCGUAAUAAUGUGACACGUCGUAGGCUGCUGUCACCACUGCCAAAUAUGAAUGAAACAUUUGUUUCUGGCAUUGGGGAGAUCGAUGGUGGAACGUAUUCUGUUUUCAAGAGUGCUGCUCAACAAGAAAAUGGACUCCCUUCAAGUAUAAUUAACAAAAGGGAAGCAUUCAGAGACAUUAACAACACAAAACAACAUAUUACUCUAAAGACUUCAAAAAUUCCAAUGAAACCCCCACGCAAAAACAUUGGUAUGGCAGUUCGUCUCAGGCGUAACUCAUCUGAAUUUACUGAAUGCCAAGCAAAUAAAAAACUUCGACGUUCUUCUCUUCCUGAUAUGGACAUACUAUAAAUGAAAACAAAAAAGAACCUUAUUUGGUGCUCAGUGAAUCUUGAGUCAGUGCAGUUGUCAUUGUCAUUUUUGUAUUGUUUUUAACAGAAGAUUUUUAUUUAUGACUGUUCCACAUCCCAAAAGUGAUUUUUAUUUUCUAUAACUACCUUUAGACUUUGUAUUUACCUCGUUAUAAGACAACUCAGGAUAUAAGAUGACCCCCUUUCUUUGAAGACCCAACAUGUGAAUUUUUUGGUAUUUAACAUAUUCGGACUAAUAUUUGCAGACUCUUUUUAUUAUUAUAUUGAUCUGUCUGAAGAAGUUAAGUACCAUGCACCAGCUCAUACUUGCUUUGAAUUCUGCACCUCAUGCAGUUGUAAAAUUCCUCCUCAUUUCCAGCACCUUCAUUUGAUUAGUUUCUCAAGUAAUGAGUAAGCCUUUAUUCCACUUUUCUCGCAUGUACUGAACAAUCUGCUGCUUCAGUCCAUGAAAUCUUCCCCUGAAAGUUUAGCAUGUAGAACUUAAAGCAUUUAAUUUAUUCUUCAUCUGACAUCAGCUACGAAAAUUAACUUCUGUUUUAUUAGAUUUUCUUUUUGUUGCACAGACUUUUGUGGUCUCUGCUUCAGGAAUAACCAUUAACUUACAAUUAUCUGUGCGAACCAAUUGUGAACUGCAGAUUCAUAGAGUCAUGUUUCUCAACCAUCACAGAUAUGAUUUUGUAUCCAUUAUUAAUUGCUACAAUUUACUGUUCUCAUAGAAUUAAGCAAACUUAAUGACAGUAAUAAUUUAUCCUCUUAACUCCCUACAGUGGAUCAACAGGAAUUGGACUACUUUAGGCUGCAAAUGUACUUUAUCAUUUGUUGCCAGAGUUGAAAAUUUCUAUUGCUGUAGAGUAGAAGCUACUUUAGUAAUAGUGUUGUUGAACUUGCUGUUUCAUUUGGUGUGACACAAGUCAGUCCUGACUACUAAUGGAUCCAGUUUAAAUGUGAUGUAUGUUCCUAAAAAAACCAGAGACACAGCACAGUCCCAUAGCUGGCAGCAUGAAGAAAAUUGCUGCCUGCUCGCCACUAACCUCUCCACAUUUGACCAAGUUGAUGCUGCUGCAUCCUAUCCCACCCUUUUGAAAACUAAGCAGAAUUCACACCUGACUUCUCUGCAUACUUCCAAAAAGUUCACUAAAUUCUCUCUAAAGGUGGACAAAAUAAUUUUUCAAUCCAUGUUGCAGGUAUGUAACACUAUGCAUUUAAGGGUUAAAAUUGUAUUCUAUUGUGUAUUCUACUCCAGCAGUGUUUUACAUAAAUGUAUAGUAUUUAUGCUGUAGAGUGUUGUUUAUAAACCCUACUUGAUAACAGUGAAUGUGCAAUCAAGAAAAUGUAACAAAAAAUUAAUAUUUAAUAAAGUUUAAUAAGACAUUA